This is a messenger RNA of Pyrus x bretschneideri (Chinese white pear), 507 nucleotides long. RefSeq names its product protein PSY3-like. The coding region runs from base 46 to 381 and encodes 111 amino acids. The record is from RefSeq and is a predicted model, not a curated record. The transcript is spliced from 2 exons. NCBI's taxonomy places the organism in Eukaryota, Viridiplantae, Streptophyta, Magnoliopsida, Rosales, Rosaceae.
AGGAUGCCGAAAAGUCUCUCGGUAUUAGUAUUAUUCAACCUAUAAAUGGAGCAAAUAUUUGGCCUCCCAUGCUUCUUGUAUAUAAUCAUAUCAGAGGCUCAGAGCCAACCACAGAGAGAGAGAGAGAGAGAGAGAGAGAUGGGGUUUGGAGGUACUCAGCUGUGCUUGUGUCUCUUGCUUGCCUUUGCUGUAAUAUCUUCAUCUGCUCGGAACACCAUUCUAUUUUCAGGUGAUGAGGUGGUGGUGGCCAUGGAGAUGGAGGGUAGGUCUUUGAGGGUGACGACAAAUGACUACAACGACCCAACUGCCAAUCGUGGGCAUGAUCCCUCCCCCGCCUCUUCAAGAGUCAAAUCCAGAGGAGACGGCGGCCGGAAGGGCUAAAGCCUAAAAAUGUAAUAUAUUGCUUGAAAAGGCUAUUAUAUUGCCUCAUGUAUAACAUGCUUUCAUUUUUUUUUUUCCAUUGGGUGCACCCAAGUUAUAUCUCAAAUAAAAAUUGUACUCAAAAUA